Molecule: messenger RNA, 1695 nt
Organism: Cucurbita maxima (winter squash)
Lineage: Eukaryota; Viridiplantae; Streptophyta; Magnoliopsida; Cucurbitales; Cucurbitaceae
Product: probable protein phosphatase 2C 68
Exons: 4
Coding region: 370-1509 (379 amino acids)
Biological process (GO): protein dephosphorylation
Molecular function (GO): protein serine/threonine phosphatase activity; cation binding
Source: RefSeq, a predicted model, not a curated record
UUUUUUCCUUCCAGAGGCUGCUCAGUGUGGAAACCUCCUCUCUUAUUCUUCGUCUCUCUGUUUCUCUCUCUGAAGCACAGAAACUAGUGUUGAAUUGCAAUUUAUUUAUUGGUAUUGUUCUCCAUAACCCAUUUGAUUUUGCUUCUAUUACUGUUCUUCUUCGCUUUUGGUUCUUUCUCUAAGCAUUCCUUCAAUUUCCCCCUUGUUCUUUACUCUCUACUGCUUCAAAUCGCAAAUUUCUUCUCUGGGUCUUUGCCAUUUUGGAAUUUCUUCUCAAUUUCUGAAAUACCCAAUUCGAUUCGUUUUCGUUUAAUCGAUCCCUCUUUGAGAAAUUGGGUAUUGGGGCUUUGUUGCAGAGGGAAAUGAGGGAUGUUUUCGUGGCUGGCAAGGAUGGCAUCGGCUUGUUGGAAACCAGUGAGACGGUAUGCCCGUAUGAACAAGGAUGAUGAUGAAGAUUGUUCUUUAGAGGACUCUUUGUUGUGGAGCAGAGACCUCGAAAAUCACUCUUAUGGGGAUUUUUCUUUCGCUGUGGUUCAGGCGAAUGAGGUAAUUGAGGAUUUUAGUCAGGUUGAGAUUGGCCGUGAUGCCACUUUCGUCGGCGUUUAUGAUGGCCAUGGCGGCCCUGAUGCUUCUCGCUUUAUCUGUGAUCAUCUUUUCAAGAACCUAAUGAAACUUGCUCAAGAAAGUGGAGACAUAACCGGAGAUGUUCUUCAAAGGGCAUUUAUAGCAACUGAGGAAGGGUUUCUUACUCUUGUUCGUCGAUCAUGGGGAAUAAAACCGACGAUUGCAGCAAUGGGAUCUUGUUGCCUGGUGGGAGUUAUCUGGAGAGGUACAUUAUACGUCGGUAACGUCGGUGAUUCCCGGGCUGUUAUUGGCUGUUUAGGUAAAUCUAAUAAGAUAGUUGCAGAACAGUUGACAAAGGAUCACAAUGCAAGUAUUGAGGAGGUUCGACAAGAGCUCAAGUCGUUGCAUCCUGAUGACUCGCAUAUAGUUGUUAUGAAACACGGAGUUUGGCGUAUAAAAGGCAUAAUUCAGGUUUCGAGAUCGAUAGGCGAUGCAUAUUUGAAAAAGCCAGAGUUCUCUCUCGAUCCAUCCUUUCCACGAUUCCACCUUGCAGAGCCUCUCCGACGGCCUGUUCUUACUGCGGAACCAUCGUUAAGUACAAGAGUUCUACAACCAAAUGACAAAUUUCUCAUUUUUGCAUCUGAUGGCCUUUGGGAGCAUUUGUCGAAUCAACGAGCGGUCGAUAUUGUGUAUAAUAACCCAAGAGCAGGAAUUGCUAAAAGACUAGUUAAAACAGCCUUAACUGAGGCUGCGAGGAAGAGGGAGAUGAGAUACGAUGAUCUCAAGAAGCUCGAAAAGGGCACACGACGAUUCUUUCACGAUGAUAUCACAGUUGUUGUCAUCUUUCUGGACCAUGAGUUUGAAGGGAAGAAGGCACAUAUACCAGAUCUAUCUGUUCGUGGGUUCACCGAUACCGUUGGACCAUCAAAAUUCUCUGUUCUUUGAGGCGUCGAUGAGAAUGGUUGAAAAGAUGAAUCUGACUAUUAGAACACUCAUUUAGCAGCAGCUGUUACUUGCACUUGGGAUUUGGAACUUUUUGAAACAUUUGGUUGAUUUAUGAGCUUUCUUUUGCGUUUUUUUUUGCUCAAAUUCCUUUUAUGAAGAAAGUUUGAGGUUCUUUAUUUUUGUUCA